Messenger RNA from Eremomyces bilateralis CBS 781.70, 1131 nucleotides. RefSeq names its product NAD(P)-binding protein. The coding region runs from base 1 to 1131 and encodes 376 amino acids. NCBI's taxonomy places the organism in Eukaryota, Fungi, Ascomycota, Dothideomycetes, Eremomycetales, Eremomycetaceae. The transcript has 4 exons. The record is from RefSeq and is a predicted model, not a curated record. Gene Ontology annotation, molecular function: zinc ion binding; oxidoreductase activity.
AUGGAGUUCACACCGAUAGAGACGGAGGGGUUGGUGAUGGAGGAGCUAAAUUCGGGAUUUAAGCACAUGCCUGUGGUUCUUGAUGAUAUGCGACCUGAUGAAGUUCUGGUGGAGAUGAAAUAUACUGGAAUUUGCCAUACCGAUCUCGUUGCUUCUGCCGGCGCAUACACUGUUCUCGACUUUCCCGCUGUGCCUGGCCACGAAGGAGCUGGUGUUGUCCGCGCAGUAGGGCCUGAAGUUAAGGACACAUCGCUCAAAGUUGGCGCGAGCGUGAUCCUGUCUUUCAACCACUGUGACAGCUGUGCAAAUUGCUCGGCAGGUCAUCCAGCGUGCUGUUCGAGAUUUGAGCAUCUUAAUCUCGCUGCAAAACGACUCGAUAACAGCAAUUCGGCGAAGCUCACAGAUGGCCGGCGCGUAUCAAGUCAAUUCUUCGGGCAGUCGUCCUUCCUGAAACUCUCUGUAGUCAGUCAACACUCAGUGAUUCAGUGUCCAUACCCAGAAAAUUUGGCGCUAUAUGCUGCAUUAGGGUGCGGAUUUCAGACCGGAGCAGGAACUGUCCUCAACGCUCUCAAGCCCUCUGUAGAUGAUUCCUUUCUCAUAUUUGGGGCCGGGACCGUCGGCAUCGCGGCGAUCAUGGCAGCAAGGUACUUGGGACUGCGACAGAUCAUCGUCGUGGACAUUGUCAACGAAAAGUUGGAGCUAGCUAAAGAGUUGGGAGCCACUCAGGUUGUCAACUCGAGAGAAGUUAAAGACAUCCCGUGUGAGAUCCAGAAAAUUACGGACGGAGGAGCUCGUUUUGCUAUCGAUUGCACCGGUGUAUCUGCAGUCAUCGAUAUGAUGAUCGAUUGUGUCUGUUGCCGUGGGACUGUCGGCGUGGUUGGCAGCCCUGACCCGAACUUUGUUUUGAAACUAGACCCAGUGCAUCUUUUGCACAACAAUAAGACUGUGAGGGGGAUUUGUCAGGGAGACUCUAUUGCCCAAGAGUUCAUCCCGAGAAUGAUGGAGCUGCAUCGAUCUGGUAACUUUCCCCUGGAGAAGCUCUGCAGCUUCUACGAUGUAAAAGACUUCGAACAGGCAAUAAAUGAGGUACGGAAUGGAAAGAUCAUCAAACCAAUCCUGAAAUGGAGUUGA